AAUCAAUUAGUUAUUUUUUAUAUAAUUUGAUAUUAUCUAUCUAUCAGUCUUUUAAUUUAUUUAUUAAUUUUGAAUAAUAUCAGAUUUACUUAUAUAUUUUAAUCAAUCAGACUAAUAAAAUAACAAAUUCGUUUGCUAAAAUUGAAUUUAAUAUGAAAAGGGAUUAACAAGAAUCUGAAGAAGAGAGCGAGGAAAGUGGGGAUGACUCUGAUUCUGUCGAGGUUUAGAGGGCAACAAAUGUUAGGGCUAAAUCAUAUCAUGAUUCAAAUAAUGUUAUUUUAGGAAAAAGAUAAAGGAGAGAAUCAACCAAACAUGCCAAAGAUGACUUGAUAGGAUUUAAGGAGAAAAAAAAGAAGCGCGGUAGAAAAGCUAAAAAGAAAAAACCUUUGCCAAUAAAAAAGAAGGGUCGCAAGAAAAAGAAAGUCUCAAAAAAAAGUUAAAAAAAUGGAUAGUUGAGGGGAAAUGGUGAAAAAAGAGAAAAAAAAGAGAAAGGAGAGAAAGUUAUUAAAGAAAGAUCUAAGGUAAAGGUAGAGGAUGAAGAUGAUGAGUUUAGACAUCAAAAUCCUAACUUGAUUCAUCUCUCAAAGCUAAAUAAAAUAUUUGUUUUGCACAGCAGUGAAAUAAGAGCAAACAAAAAAGACAAAAAAAAGCUAUUUCAAAAUACCUUACUAGCUAAAACACCAGAAGAAAAAAGAACCUCACAAUCUAUCAUCGAAUGUGAUUUAAGAUACUUUGAUUUUACUUAUUUGACAAACAUAUUUGACUCGUUUGAUGUUGUAAUGAUUGCUCCACCAUUUGAUGCAAUAUCGAUUUAAGAAGUAUUUGAACUAAAAGUGGAGUUGAUCUCUAAGCAAGGAUUUCUUUUUUUCUGGGCAAAAGAUGUUCCAACAGCUACUUCAUAUGAAAUAAUGUCUAAAUGGGGAUAUGAUGUUAUUGAUCAAAUUAUUUGGGUGAAAAUCGAUAAAAAUGAAGGGAAAAUGAUUUUAGAAGACAAGCCAGACAAAUAUUUUUAUAAUUCAAAUGAAAUGUGCUUAAUAGGUGUCAAAAAGCACCCUUCCUCAAAGGGAGUUGAGUAUCAAUCAAAGGUAUCAAACAAUAUCAUAGUUUCUCAUCAACCAUAGAAUUAAUCUUGUCCAGAUUAAAUAUACGAUAUUAUUGAUUUGAUGAUGCCAGGAAGCAAAAAAAUAGAACUUUUUACUAAACAGAAAGUAAUCAGAGGAGGCUGGUUUGGGUUAGAGCAUAAGUUUUAACCAGAGAUAAACUAAAGUAAAAAUUUAAAUCAACAAAUCAAUACUAAAGAAUCAGAUAAAGCAGCUCAUUUUGAUCAUACUAAAGUCUAAGAUAUUCAAGCUAUAAAAAAUAAUUAAAUUCCUAUUUUCAAUUAGUAGCAAUGCCUUAAAUGUGAGAUGAAACCAAUCGUUGGGCUGUAUUUUUCUUGUGAAACAUGCAAGAUAGAUACUCAGAACUCUUUCUCUAUAUGCUAAGAUUGCUUCUUUAAUACAUCUCCAAAAGAAUUAUUUAUUGGAAAUCAUAACGAAAACCAUAAAUUAGAAAUUGUUCACGAAAUACCUCAAUAAACUUAUAAAUAAAAACUUAAAUGCACGAAUAUAUCUUGUUAGAAAGAUUUAUCAUACUCUUUAGUACACAAAUGCUUAACCUGUUUUGAAUUGUACUUAUGUGAAAAGUGCUAUGCAAACCAAAAUAAAGUUAAGCUUCCAAAUACCCUCAAGGAUUCACAUUAAUACUACCAUGAUUUUUUUAUGAUUAAAUGAAAACACAAACUAUUAAGUUUUAGCACUAAAUUUUAAAUAGAAAAUUAGUUAUUUUUAUAUAAAUCUAACUUUAUAAUAAUGUUGUUUCAAUUUAUAUUUUUUUAUUCAGUAAAUAUAAAUUAUCAAGAUAUUACAAAUCAUUCAUUU
This is a messenger RNA of Tetrahymena thermophila SB210, 1919 nucleotides long. Its product is annotated as MT-a70 family protein. The transcript has 8 exons. The record is from RefSeq and is a predicted model, not a curated record. Lineage: Eukaryota; Ciliophora; Oligohymenophorea; Hymenostomatida; Tetrahymenidae. Gene Ontology annotation, cellular component: RNA N6-methyladenosine methyltransferase complex.